CCCCCUCGGCCUUGCUCUUGCCUGGCUGAGGCUGAAAGGCCGCUUGUGAUGCCAGGUCCCCUCUUUUGUUCAGGGAACUGCGGCCGUGCUGCUUUACUUGCAAAAGCAGAGGAGCUGUUGGCGGAGAGAACAGCAGGUGGAGAUCAUCGGGCAUGUUUUCUGAAAGGACAGCUGUACUACGAAGAGGGGUUGUAUGAAGAAGCAUUAAUACAAUUUGAAAAAAUCAAGGAUACAGAUUUUCAAGCAAUGUAUCAGCUUGGUGUAAUGCAUUAUGAUGGACUAGGCACUAAAGAAGACCCUGAAAAGGGAGUGGAAUACAUGAAGAAAAUACUUGACUCUGAUUCCCCAAAAGCAAGACACUUGAAGUUUGCAGCUGCAUACAACCUUGGCAGAGCGUAUUAUGAAGGAUGCGGUGUUAAGCAGUCAACUGAAGAGGCUGAAAGGUUGUGGCUUAUUGCUGCAGACCAUGGGAACCCAAAAGCAAGUGUGAAGGCCCAGAGUACUUUAGGAAUGCUUUAUUCUGUAUCAGUUCCAAAAGACCUGAAGAAGGCCUUUUUCUGGCAUUCAGAAGCAUGUGGCAAUGGAAACUUGGAAUCACAGGGUGCCCUUGGUGUUAUGUAUCUCUAUGGACAAGGUGUAUGUAAAAACACUAAAGCUGCUUUGGAGUGUUUGAGAGAAGCAGCAGAACGUGGAAGCAUCUAUGCUCAAGGCCAUCUUGUGGAAUAUUAUUACAACAGGAAAUUUUAUUCAACAGCUGCUGCAGUAGCCAAAAGGAUUACAAAAAACGACGACAUCGAUACACUAGCAAAGAUGACGGAUUGUCUUCCUACGUAUGUAGCCAAGGGGGUUGCUAUGGCUGCUUUCUACCUGGCUAGAUGCCUCCAGCUUGGCCUAGGUGUACGGCAAGAUCAAGCUGCUGCUAAAAAAUACUAUUCUCAGGUCUAGUAUAAUGAUCACAACUGAAAGAAAAUUGCAGCCUUCACUCAUCAUGCACUAGCUGUACAUCUGAGAACAGUCUAGAAAUGUCACUAGCUUCUUAGUAUAAAAAGAGAUUCUUUCUAUUGACUGGUGCCAAGCAUCUCGAUUACAUCAACAACAGAAGAGAAGGAACAGAAAAUAAACAAGGAUGCUAAGUGAAGCAGUAACUUUAGGACAAAUAGAAGACAAGAGUUGUGGGUGCCUUCAUUUUUCUUUUGUGCCCUGAACAUAAUUCUUGUGUUAACCAUACAACUCUACCCAUUUAAAAUUAAAAUCUUGUUUGCUGUUUUAAUUAACUGUUCAGCUGUGGUUUUGACCUACUGUUCUUAGACCCAGUCAGUUUUGAAAGAGGCAAGAGAAGAUGGGCUUCCCAGAGGGUACUGACAUAGAUGAUGGAAAUGAAGGAAACUGAUUCUGUCUGUAAGCAGAUUUAUGUUUCUGGCUGUGGUACCAGUACAUGCCAUACCAACGAACAGAAUAAAAAUAUAAAACCAAGCCUAACACUAUAGCCAAGUACACUCAUUUUAAAUACUGAAUUUUUCUUAUGUGGCAUCAGAAACAGGCAUUUAAAGCUGAAUAUAUUAACUCUUAACAAGUUGAUUAUCUCAGAUAAUGUCAGCAAAACUUAAAGACCUUAUUAAUGUUAUAUUGACAACAUACAAUUUUAUUUUAGCUACAAAUUAGAGAUCCCUGUUCUUUGUUUUUAAAGGCAUGCCUUCUGGAUCCUGGUCUUGCUUCUGACCUUGAGCUGGCAGCUAAUCUUGGGAGAAUUUAGUGUUUCCUUUAACUGUGACUGGUAUAUAAAUGUGUUUCCUACAAU
Messenger RNA from Athene cunicularia (burrowing owl), 1798 nucleotides. It is a transcript of the gene LRP2BP, whose product is annotated as LRP2 binding protein. The coding region runs from base 49 to 945 and encodes 298 amino acids. The transcript has 8 exons. The record is from RefSeq and is a predicted model, not a curated record. Gene Ontology annotation, molecular function: protein binding. Lineage: Eukaryota; Metazoa; Chordata; Aves; Strigiformes; Strigidae.